Messenger RNA from Brassica rapa (field mustard), 1067 nucleotides. RefSeq lists its product as uncharacterized. Lineage: Eukaryota; Viridiplantae; Streptophyta; Magnoliopsida; Brassicales; Brassicaceae. The record is from RefSeq and is a predicted model, not a curated record.
UGUUUUCAUCUUGAACAAAAAAAAAUUCAUUUUUACUCUUCUGGAUAUCAUCAUGUGAUAAACAGAUGAUGAUUGUGUGGUGAGCAUUGCAGGUGCGAUAAAACCAAUGUCACACCAGUUUGGAUGGAGAGCUCUUCUGUUUCUGUGGCUGGUCUUGUCCAAUCAUCCUUCUUUUGGGGUUAUGCCUUGAGCUAGUUGCCUGGUGGUUUGGCUUUCCAAGAUUUUUGGCGGCAGCUCUUGUUCCACUACUUGCUGGUUUUAUGCCCGGGUUGAUCUUUUCUCGGAUCUUGAUCCAGUGAUGGCGGCUACUGGAAGAUCAAGCGCUUCGUCAGUCCUCCGCCCUCUCUCUCCUUCCGAUAAAAUCAACCUCCGUUUAAAGAGGCUUUCCACCGCAACCGCCGUUCCGAGGAAGCGAAAGUGUCGGUGCUCUCCCACGUCGUCGACGCACACUGGACCUUCCCGCUGCUCUAUUCACCGCCGAUUAGAAAUCGUGAAGCUACUAACUUUGAAGCCGAAGCGAAGGAGAUCUACCAGUAUCGCGACGACGAGUAGUAGUAGUAGUUCGGGAUCGAAUGAGAAGAAGAUCGGAACCCUAGGUUUGAAGGCGAGGCGAAGGAGGAGCGGUGGUAUCACGACGAGUGAUUCGGGGCUGAAUCUGAGGAAAACGGCUCUGGUGAAUUCGCUCGCGGGGUUGGGGACUGUGGAGGCGGAGCGGUGUAGGAAGUACUUGAAGGAGAGUAUGGCUAAACCGUUGUCUCUCCGGUUCCGUUGCAAGUACCGGCCACGGCCACGACCGAGCCGGUUCUACGCAUUGCAUAAAGAUCAAGAUUAAAGUUUCUUUUUAAUGUUUCUUGCGUUCCAAGGAAGUUAUGUUUUGGUCUUCCUUGGCGCGCACUAAAUCAAAAACUAGGGCUCGAUUUAGUAGUAUUAUCAGUUUGUGUUCUUAAUUUUUUUUUUAUUAUUAGUGAGAAUCAUAAGUCAUAACUAAACAGAUUUUUAGCUUUUCUUUUUUGGUAUGUUAUGACUAUGGAGUUUCCAUUUUCGUUUAUACAAAAUACGAGACAUAA